CCGGGCUCCGGAGCCAUCUUGCGGGUCUGUCUCCAUGCAGAGCCGCCGCCAUGGACGCGUUCAUGAAGGGCUUGUCCAAGGCCAAGGAGGGGGUGGUCGCCGCGGCGGAGAAGACCAAGCAGGGGGUGGCGGAGGCUGCGGAGAAGACCAAGGAGGGGGUGCUGUACGUGGGAAGUAAAACCCAAGGCGUGGUGCAAGGCGUCACCUCAGUGGCUGAGAAGACCAAGGAGCAGGCGUCCCAGCUGGGGGGGGCCGUCAUCUCAGGGGCUGGGAACAUCGCGGCCGCCACCGGCCUGGUCAAGAAGGAGGAGUUCCCCACUGACCUGAAGCCUGAGGAGGUCGGGCAGGAGGCUGUGGAGGAGCCGCUGAUUGAGCCUCUGCUAGAGCCAGAGGGUGAGAACUACGAGGAGCCGCCUCAGGUACAGGACUAUCAGGAGUACGAGCCGGAGGCGUAAUGGCCGCGCCCACCCCGCCACCUCCACCAGCAGCACAAUAAUGACAAUACCCCCUUGUGCCCCUCCCCGGCCUCUCCCCAGGCAGGUGCCAGCGCAGGGGGCGA
Molecule: messenger RNA, 559 nt
Organism: Terrapene triunguis (Three-toed box turtle)
Lineage: Eukaryota; Metazoa; Chordata; Testudines; Emydidae
Gene: SNCB
Product: synuclein beta
Exons: 5
Coding region: 51-455 (134 amino acids)
Biological process (GO): synapse organization; synaptic vesicle endocytosis; chemical synaptic transmission
Cellular component (GO): axon terminus; cytoplasm; neuronal cell body
Molecular function (GO): cuprous ion binding
Source: RefSeq, a predicted model, not a curated record